CGCGCUGCUGGAGUUCCUGGUGUGUCCGCUGCCCAAGAAGCCGCUGCGAUGCGACGCUUCCACGAGCUGGUCUGCGAGGAACUGGCCGUCGCCUAUCGGAUCGUGGAUGGGAUUCCCAACGUAAUCCCGCAGGCCGCGAGGUCCACGCUUCAGGCUCGGAAGCAAGAGGCGCAGCCGCAGCAGCACUAGGUCGUCCUUCUCUAGAAAACAGCACGGUGGCGACUCACUGGGAGAGGAAAAAAAAAAAAAAAAAAAACAUGCUCGUGUCUCUGCCUACCUUGACUGUACCUAUUUCUCUGAUUUCUUUAGCAGGACUGUUCUACUCCGCCUCGAUGGAAGAAAACUUCCCGCACGGUUGCUCUAGCGCGACCAGCCUGAGCUUUUACAGUCUGCUCUUGCCGGUUACCAUACCAGUGUAUGUGUUCUUCCACCUCUGGACUUGGAUGGGCAUUAAACUCUUCAGACGUAAUUAGUGGACCCACGGUCAACAUGGACUAUAUGUUAGUAAAGAGGAGUCAGGAAUUGGCACGUGAAGACUCAAAAUAGAUGCAAACCCAUUUGUUUUUCAAGAAAAACUGCUCUGCCUUCAUUUGAUGCCGAAUUCCAACUGAUGUAUUCAGAAGAGACAUUCCUUUAUGGAGAGGAUCACGUCCAGGCAUCAUCAGAGGACUGUAUCUUCUUAACCCAUUCACUUAAACGUUAGUAAUUUGGAAUUUUGUUUGUGUUGGUUCAUGGUAAACCCACAUAUUAGGAAUGACUCAACCUCAGUGGAGCUAUAUUAUGUUAGAAUAAUUGUAGGAAAAUGCAUUCCAACUAGUGUGAUAAAAUAGAAACUGGAAAUUUAUGAUACAUUUUUUUUUUUAAUUCUGAGUUUGUAAAAUUACUUUCAUUUCUUUGGCAUCAGAUGCUUAUGUUAGUAAUAAAGCAAGAUGUUUACAAUUUCCCACAAAAAGGAAAAAAAAGAAUGGCAGAAAAUCUUUGUCAGUACUAUAUAUCUGACAG
This is a messenger RNA of Jaculus jaculus (lesser Egyptian jerboa), 1002 nucleotides long. RefSeq names its product phosphatidylinositol N-acetylglucosaminyltransferase subunit Y-like. Lineage: Eukaryota; Metazoa; Chordata; Mammalia; Rodentia; Dipodidae. The coding region runs from base 258 to 473 and encodes 71 amino acids. The transcript has a single exon. The record is from RefSeq and is a predicted model, not a curated record.